UAACAGAACUUUAGUUGAGGAACUUAACUAAGUUUGAAAUUAAACACAAAACCACGCUGACGCUUACAAAGAUAACUAGUUGUUAGCGACGUGAUUGAAAGUGGACAAACGGUUUUCUAAUGAUACCAUCUGUCUAAGAACUUGUCUUACUGCCAACAAGUGGAUUCUUUUGUCAGAACCACGGGUUGUUCCUGGAGCCCAUCCUUCUUCUGCCCACAGGUUUGAUGUGAAUCAUUUCAAAUAUUUACUCUGACUCUGUCUCCGUGAACAGCUUGCUGUCAAACGUCCAACCUCUUCCUUGACCCAGCUGUUUGACUUUCACUGUGAAUCAGUGUUUAGAGGAAGCAUGUGCCUGACAUUUGAUUGAUUUUUCUCUCUGACCUGCAGAACAGAUGUGUGUGUGUGUGAGUGAGAGGAUGUGUGCGUGUGUGUGUGAUUCUGCCUGCCACUUAGACUACAGGGAAAAUCCAUGGAGUCUGGGGUUGCCAUGGUAACAGUAAUCACUUUUAAUUCGGCGUCAGGGAGGAACAGGGGCUAAAGGUGGGUCGGAGCUGUGGAGCAGGUCAAUGGUAGAAGAAAACCACAGUAAGAGUGGAAACAAGGUCUCCCUCUGGUUAUUGACACUGCAGGUAUUGACAGCGGUGGAGACAAAGACUGAAGUCAGUGAUGGUUAGGAUGGAGACGGUGGAGACAGUUUGUACAAAUACCUCUCCGUCGGAGUCUCCGGGGGAUUCAAACGCUCCUCCUCUGUCUUUGCCGCCUCUCCUCCUUCACCUCUCAGAGAUAAUAAUCCCUACAUCGACUUUCAUCGACAACCUCUUCUCUCUCUCUUUUUUUUUCUACGCAGCCCAGAAAGGAGGAGAGAGGACAUUAAUUAUGCAUUACCAUUUUUGCCCCAUCUCCACCUCCUUAUCUGUCUCUACGUGUGUACCUCCACUUUUCAUUUUUGUCCUCCUCUCCGCCUCCCUCUCUGCGUUAAGAAUAUCAUUAAUGAGCGGGCGGGAGACAGACAAACGGCACGAAGGACGGAGCUUGAUGCUAAUUAAACUGUUUGCUUUGUUUUCUAUGUCACACUGCUCGGCCGCCUGCUGGCUUUUACACACACACACACACACACACACACGUAAAGUGAGUGUGAGCCUUGAGUGGAAGUCAAGUAGAAAAAGCCUGGAAUAAAAAAACACCACCUGCCACUCAAGCCAGCAUCCUUGUAGUACACUACACACACACAUACACACUCACACACACACACUCUCACAUGAUCACUGGUCCAUAAUUUUCCGCCACACUCCCCUCUCAGCCAAUAAGGUGGCUGGGAUUUGUGAGAUUGUUUGGGUGGGAGGAGCACAGAGUGCAGCUGGCUGAUUGACAGCACGCGCCCUACAGGUGGAGAGAAGAACAGAGAGAAAGAGAGCAGGAGGGGAGAGAGAGAGAGGGAGAGACAGAGUGGGGGAGAGAGAGAGGGAGAGAGAGAGUAGAGGAGAAGACAAACAAGGAGUGAGUGAGGAGAAGAGGAGCAGCUCCAAUCAGACUAUUCAUGAACAUACUGUAUUCACUCGCACCUACGCACACACACACACACACACACACACACACACACUCAUACGUCCACUCCCAGUGCUCCUCUCCUCCUCUCCUACCUUGGGAGCGUGCGUCGCUGAGUUAACCAUCAGUGUUGUCAGCACCUCCACCACAGCUGGACCAGGAUGAGCCAGUGCAGGAAAAGGUGCAAGAGGCAGCUCACCAAGGUGGCUCGCUAUUUCUACCGCUUCCUCAUGGGAACGCUCAGCCAAGACAGCGUGGAAGAUGAUUUUGAAUUAUCCACUGUGUGCCAUCGCCCUGAGAGCAUGGACAAGCUGCAGGAGCAGACCAAGUUCACCAAGAAAGAGCUGCAGGUUCUCUACAGGGGCUUCAAAAAUGAAUGUCCGAGUGGUGUGGUAAACGAGGAGAACUUUAAGAACAUUUACUCCCAGUUUUUCCCUCAGGGAGAUUCCAGUAUGUAUGCACAUUUCCUGUUUGAAGCCUUCGACACUGACAAGAACGGCUCUGUUAGUUUUGAGGACUUUGUCUUUGGCCUGUCUAUCAUUCUUAGAGGGACAAUUAAUGACCGGCUAAACUGGGCGUUCAACCUGUACGACCUGAAUAAGGAUGGCUGCAUCACCAAAGAGGAGAUGUUGGACAUCAUGAAGUCUAUCUACGACAUGAUGGGGAAGUACACUUACCCCACGAUGCAGGAUGAUGCCCCCAGAGAUCAUGUGGAAACCUUCUUCCAGAAAAUGGACAGAAACAAAGAUGGAGUGGUCACCAUAGAAGAAUUCAUUGAAUCAUGCAAAAAGGAUGAGAACAUCAUGCAGUCCAUGCAGCUGUUUGACAAUGUCAUCUGAGAAUCUGGACCAGUCGUAAAAUUGGCACCAGGAAAAGGUUAUGCCUGUGUGUGUAUAUGUGUGUGUGUGUGUGUGAGAGAGAGAGAGAGAGAGAGAAACAGUGUGUGUGCUUGUGGCCUUGCAAGCUUGUCUCUCUGUUGAGAGCUGUGAGUCCUGGGGGAUCUGAGAGCGACCCCACCACCGCCCAUCUUCUCUUCCUUCCUGGAACCUCGGCUUCUCUCUGAAACACUUCUCCUGGCAACCAGCCUUUGUUGUCACGUAGAACUUUAGUUUUUGACUCAGAGACACCAAGUAAGGAGGAAAGCAGCAGUCUCACGGCACUUGCACACUCCAAGAUCCCUAAUUUGUUUAAACCUUUAUUUAUUGCAGUUAUGGUUUAAGGAACUAUUGAAGCCUCGAAUUGCGGAACUUCAGAGAGAAACAGUUUUAUCCAAACCUCGAACCAGGGGAGGAGUUCUGUGUGUCAGAGCUGAAAUUUGUGAAUCUAAUUCUGCUUUUAAGCAUGUGUGUUGACUUUCCCCAUGGAGAAGACCAAUCGUGUGUUUGUUGAGAGGCUGGAAAUCAACAAAUCUGCCGCCAUCUAGUGGACACAGAAAGACACACUGUAAGGGAACGAAACAAAUCCAAGGAAUCACUUUUUGCAAAGGGACCGAUUUUAAUAUCGCAUGAUGAUGUCACAAAUAUCCAACUACGUAUUUACAAAGAUACUCCAAAGUCUGCUUUUCUGUCUGUUGUUCCUCGUCAUUCACAGGUGCCUCGCCUCGUGUACGCGUGUGUAUGUGUGCAUGUGUAAACGGAUAGAGAUGUCACCCAUCUUACCUGUCUAAGACUCAAAUGGGAGAAAACUUACUCCCAUAGCUAGUAGAUCCAGUCCUGGCCUUUCAAACUGUUACUGUUCUAGCUGUAGGCGUCUACUGACUGUCAAACCUUUCCCAGCGUUCCCACCAAGUAUGGGGAUACAAUAAAGUGGUUGAGACAUCUGGGACGUCCAUCUUCUCUGACGACAGGCUUGGCUUUCAUCAGUCAUACUAGUCCGAUUCAUAUUUGUUUCAUUCAAAGGGAGUUCAUUAGCUCGUUAUUGUGAUAUUCUUGGAUUUGUCACGUGGUCGUAGCAGGCUCUGCCAUUUUUCACACAGUCUAAAAAGCCUUGUUUGUUUUAUUUAGCAUUUUACCAGUUUUUUUCACCCAUUAAAAAAAGCAAAGUAAUUGUGUUUUACUUAGUUAGUGAGAGCUGUGGUUUAUUUUGGGUUUGUUUUGGUGCCCGUCCUCCCAUGACUUAUCCUCCCUCUCUCUGAAACACCAAAGAGAAGAUUUAAGAGACAGACACAAAAGCUACUCUUACGUUGACAAAUAAAGCCCAUCCGUGGGUGAAGAGAGAGGGGGAUGCUGUGAAGUAAUUAAGGCAAGGGGCAAUCAGAAAUAAUUCACAACGUUUUUCAAGUAACUCUCAACCCUAAUACGUGUUUGGCUCCUAGGUUCAGCUGGGGACAUGUGUAUUAGCCCUCUGAAUGUGUUGUGAUACAGAGUUUAUCAAUUAGACACACUUAAUUGUCAUUUGUUUUCAUUUUAGUUAAGUUGACAAAAAAUAAAAUGGACUUAACUAAGAUUUUAUCUAAAUUUAAAUUUAACAUUUUCAUGCAUAUGAAGUUUGUAAAACAGAUUCUAAUAGGAAACUGUUUUAUUAAACAUUAUUAUUAUUUAUAUUGCUUGUUAAUAAAUAAUCAUAGAAAAUAUAUUAUUUGUAUAAUUAUUAUUAAUUAUAUAGUAUUACAUUAUUAUCUGACGUGUACAUGCACGUUGAAUGACAAAAUUUACACUGAGGUUUACUAGUUUUAACAAGCUUAAGGAAACUCCAUGGUCUUAAGUCAUUCCAGAUUUGAUGGGUUUUUUUCUUUUCUUUUUAUGUUAAUGAAUUAUGAAAGCCUUCUGAACUUCAGAACAUAUUUUCAUGAGUCUGUUUUUGAAGCAUUUAGGAGACUUACAUUAAACUCAUGAGGGCUAAUAACAUUGUCUUCAGCUCUGCAAACAGAAAUGUCCAAAUUUUGUUUAAUAACCUCCUCAUAUGACAAUAUAACAUUUUAAAAUCGAUGAUUCACAGGCACACAAGCUGACCUAUGGAUGGUAGUGUCCACCUAUACAAACAGUAAUAGCAAUAAUUGUCUCUUCGUAUCAGCACCUUUACACUCAUCCAACCUCGUCAUUACACUCAGAGCACAGCACAAGGGUGCACAAAGACCCGGAAUAAAAAUAUAUGCACUUCUAGCUCUGUAUAAUAAUUUUUCUUAAAAAAUUGUGUUUGUUUCCUCCAGAGGUUGAGAGAGAGAGAGAGAGAGAGAGAGAACUGGCUCUGAUUGUUCCUUGCCAACAGUUUUUAACUUCCAUUCCCAUCCACUAAACAAACCUGUCUCUACCCGCAUGUACUGUGUCUAGAACAAUGAAAACCUAAUAAUAACCUGUUGUACUGACUGUCUAGUUAGUUAGCCUCAGCUGGUUGCAUUAAAUAUUUAAAAUAUGUAUAUUUUGUACAGAGACAAUAAAUAAAAUAAAAAAAAAUCAGUUACUAUGCAACACUGUCUGGAGUGUGAAUUAUCAUCACUGCAUUCUGUUUUAAUCUAAAUAAAACAUGUUCUUAAA
Molecule: messenger RNA, 5018 nt
Organism: Cynoglossus semilaevis (tongue sole)
Lineage: Eukaryota; Metazoa; Chordata; Actinopteri; Pleuronectiformes; Cynoglossidae
Product: Kv channel-interacting protein 2
Exons: 8
Coding region: 1707-2384 (225 amino acids)
Biological process (GO): regulation of potassium ion transmembrane transport
Cellular component (GO): voltage-gated potassium channel complex
Molecular function (GO): calcium ion binding; potassium channel regulator activity
Source: RefSeq, a predicted model, not a curated record